AUGACCGACUUGGAAAGUGCAGAUGCUAAGGCGUCAGAGCCCGUGCAGUCAAUCGAAGUCGAGCCUCCCCGGAAGGACGAAGGCGCGACCGACGCGAAAGAGGAGGCUGCUGCGGACGAUAAUGCUGAGGAGGACGCUGAAGCCGACGAAGAUGAUGCGCCAGGAGAAGAAGGCGACGGCCGCCCUGUUUCUCGUGACCAAUACAAAGCCCUCAAGAGCAUUACGGAUACCUUGACAAACCAUAAGAUUCAGGUCAAAAAUGAAGACUACUUUCCCUCGCAACUGUUCAAGCGCAUACCGAAUCGAAGGGUCCUGCCAGAUUACCACGAAAUCAUCAAGGAUCCCGUCGCCAUUAGUACUCUUAAGCAGAAGAUCCAGAGGAAGCAAUACACAGGCAUUCCUGAGUUCGUCCGGGACUUUGCCAUGAUCGUCCACAACGCUCAGGUCUAUAAUCGACCCAACUCUGGCCCAGUGCGCGACGUGUUCUUGCUGCAAAACGUCUUCAAGGAGGAGCUGAAGAAACUGGUAGAUGAAGGCUUGAUCAAGGAAGAGGAAACAGUCUUCCCAGACCUUGGAGAGAUACCCGACGCGACACCUGAGCCGACGCCCGUUUCAGAGGAUGACGAGGACAAUGACGACGAGGACGAGGAGGAUGAGGAUGAGGACGGCGCCGAGGACGAUUCAGAUGAUGGCAAGCGAAAGAGACGCAGAAGAGGUGGCCGGACCAGUAUUUCUGGACGCAAAGGCCGCGAUGACGAUGAUAAGGCCGGCGAGCCCAAGCGGCGAGGACGUCCUCCCAAGGUCGACACCCCUAUGGAAGCUCGGGUCAAAGCCAUUCUCAAAGGUCUUCGGAAGCCCAAGGACAAGGCCGGCAACCUGAAAAUCCGUCACUUUGAGCGACUACCCGACAAGCAGGAGUACCCAAGUUACUUCGCUGAGAUCAAAGACCCAAUUGCCCUCGACAUGAUCAAGAAGAAAGCUAAGCGGAAGAAGUAUCAAUCCCUCGAGCACUUCAUGAAGGAUAUUGAUCUUCUUUUCAACAACGCAAAGCAGUUCAACGAGGAUGGUAGUGAGAUCUAUCAAGAUGCUGCAGACUUGCACGCAGAAGCGCAGAAAUUAGUUGAGAUUGAGAAAGCCAAACCCGAUGACGAGUACCUUAUGGAGGAUGGGCGGAGACCCUUACCGAACGGCAUCCUCCACAAGAAUGAGCUCUGGCGGGUCGGUGAUUGGGUUCAUCUUCAGAACCAGAAUGAUGUGACAAAACCCAUCGUCGCUCAAAUAUACCGAACCUGGGAAGACACCGAGGGGCAGAAAUGGAUCAAUGCUUGCUGGUACUAUCGACCCGAACAGACGGUGCAUCAGUACGAGAAGCACUUCUGGCCGAAUGAAGUUGUCAAGACCGGGCAGUAUCGAGACCACCAGAUCGACGAGGUCCUCGACCGUUGCUUUGUCAUGUUCUUCACCAGGUAUACCCGGGGCAGACCUCGCAAUAUCAGCACAACCACCGAGGUCUACGUCUGUGAGGCUCGAUAUAACGAGGAAAAACACAGGUUCAACAAGAUCAAGACCUGGGCCAGCUGCUUACCCGACGAGGUUCGGGACAAGGACUAUGAAAUGGACUUGUUUGACAACCCGCGGAAGAUCAAGAAAGUGCCCAGUCCACUCAAGCACUUGUUGAAGGACGAUAUGAAGGAGUCGGGUCCUCUCCCUACGCCGCAAUGGGGUCAUCCGAACGCACCACCUAUAGUUGGAGGCAUUCAUAAACAACCCCGCGAUGAAAACCAAUCACCACCACCUGAACCAACUCCUCCGCCACCUCCUACACCCCCGCCGCCUGUUGUAAGACAGCCAUCCAUGAGCACUGUCACAAGCAUGGCGCCACGCCCGGUUGUCAACGGUGCAAGCCACACACCUACAUUGCAGCCUCAACUCACACGCCCGUCACCGUCCUUGACCCCGAACCCAUAUCAACACCAAUCGAUCUCCCCUGCUCCGCAGUACGGCAGACAGAACUCUUUCGCACAGUCACAAACCACAUACCGUGCCAACAUUGCCCCAUCGACACCAGCCCUUCAGCAAAACCAUCAUUCGUAUUCCACGCACCAACAGAUCCAACCUCAACCAAGCCUGACUCCAGCCCGCCAAGGAAGUUACACCUCAUCAGCCACUCCUUCUCAUUCCCAAGCAGCCUUUAGCCGGCCUCUGUAUCAACAACAAACCUCGACCACAGCGCCCACCUCCCAACCAUACUCAAACUACUCUGCAGCGACCCCCGCUGCCGCAAGCACUUACCCGGACCACCGCGCCAGCGACGUUUUUGUACUCUCCGACACCGCCAACGCAUCCAUUCCAAAAUCCAUCCGCGACAAGUUCCCGCAGGAUGAUCAGGGGCGGAUCUUGUUCUUCACGAAGCCGCCCGUGGUGCAUGACAUGACUGUGCGCGGCAAGGAAGGGCAGGUGUUGAAGCACACGGAGCGGUAUCUCAAGGCGAAAGCAGAGAGGGAGGAGAGGAAACGUGCGAGGAAUCUAGAGAAAACAAGGUUGGAAGCUGCGAAGAGAGUCAGAGUCUGA
Molecule: messenger RNA, 2571 nt
Organism: Cladophialophora yegresii CBS 114405
Lineage: Eukaryota; Fungi; Ascomycota; Eurotiomycetes; Chaetothyriales; Herpotrichiellaceae
Exons: 3
Coding region: 1-2571 (856 amino acids)
Biological process (GO): chromatin remodeling
Cellular component (GO): RSC-type complex
Molecular function (GO): chromatin binding; protein binding
Source: RefSeq, a predicted model, not a curated record